Ixodes scapularis (black-legged tick) is the source of this 3819-nucleotide messenger RNA. RefSeq lists its product as uncharacterized. The coding region runs from base 145 to 2328 and encodes 727 amino acids. The record is from RefSeq and is a predicted model, not a curated record. NCBI's taxonomy places the organism in Eukaryota, Metazoa, Arthropoda, Arachnida, Ixodida, Ixodidae. The transcript is spliced from 14 exons.
UUCCUUCUUCCCGUGGAUCCCGACUCCGAAGCCAGCUUUGCGAUCCUUCCACGUGAAUGAGUCAAACUUUUCCUUGUCAUCUGUGGAAUGCGACUGCGUAUUGCAGUAGUUUCUUUUAUCCUUUGAGUGAGCGAUUUCCCUGAAAUGCCGAACGUUUGUUUCGUCAAGACGUGCCGCCAUCAAACUGGGAAGAACGUUCGCAAGGGCUUGCGAUUCUUCUCUUUGCCGGAGAAAGAACCACGAAGGACUGCGUGGUUACGCUGCGCCGGGCGAGGGCACGACAUUGAGAACCUGCCUCUCAUUCCCCGUUUUUGUGCCGAACAUUUCGAGCCGACUGCUUUCCGAAAGGACGACCUGCGUCGUUCCCGUCUUCGAUCAGAUGCUGUGCCGACGCUUCUGCUUCCCGUCGCCGAUGAGACCGACGAUCCUCCCCCAAAGCGCCAAAAAGUCGUGACUCAGGCCUCGGCAACUGGACUGCCUGCACCCUGCGAGGCAGAAAUGACCCUCAGGGACUGUACUGCUGAAACAAACAUCCCUGCAGUGGUGCCACCUGUCCCUGUCGCAGACGUGCCUGCACAGUCGCAUCCACCCGAGUCUGCCUUCUCCACUUGUAGCAGUGGGGUGCCAUAUGAAUGCACAUCUCCUGUUCCCAGCAACAUGCCAGACUCUGACGCAACCUACUCUCCGUCUCACAGCGAGGAUUACGAGAGAAUCGAGCAUGGUGCAUCAGCUCCACCACCACCACCAGAAGAAGAGCGCCAGUUUCUGGUGUUCGAGAGCUGCCUAAGGGAGCUUUUCAAGACGUGCCAAGAGUGCUCAAGACUGUGCCAAACAACGAUCGAAACUACCGGCACACUGAUCACAGUCUACAGCAUCUGCCCUGUGGAGCACGUGCGCACAUGGAAAAGCCAGCCCAUCGUCAACGGCAGACCAGCAGGGAACAUACUGCUGACCAGCCACCUGGUCUUCUCUGGAGUGAAGAUUGCCCCUACGCUGCGGAUGCUACGCCAUAUGAACGUGCAGGUCAUCUCCGACUCGAGCUUCUACGAGCAUCGGAAGGCCUUCGCUCUACCUGCAAUCCACAAGGUCUGGCUGCAAGAGCAACAAGAACUUCUCAACGAGUUGCAGAACAAAGAGGUGGACAUCUCUGCUGACGGGAGAUUUGACUCCCCUGGGUUCUGUGCCAAGUACCUGACGUACACAGUCCACGUCGAGCAAAUCAACAAGAUUCUACACUCUGUCCAGGUCCAGCUAAAAGAGUCUGAACAGGCCAUGGCCAGUGUCAACAUGGAGAAGGAGGGCCUCCUCAAGCAGCUGCAAUUCUUCAAGGAGAAAGGUAUCAAGAUCCGAUCGUUGGUGACUGACCGUCACCCUGCCACACGAAAGCACAUGAAGACGCACGAACCCGGGAUUGACCACUUCUUUGACAUAUGGCACAUCUCCAAAAGUGUGAAAAAGAAGCUGACAGCAGCAAGCAAACGGGCUGGAUGCCAAGACCUGCAAAUCUGGAUCCAGACAGCUACAAACCAUAUGUACUGGUCAGCAAGGGCUGCAGGAGGCGACGAGAAGCUGCUCAUCGACAUCUGGCUCAGCAUGCACAACCAUGUCAUCAACAAACACUCGGGGCACGAAGGAGCCUAUGGAAGGUGCCUCCAUGGUGACAUGCCAGAGCCAACACGACCAUGGAUGGAUCCCAACUCGCAGGCCUACAACCAAUUCAAGAGCAUCACUGGCAACAAACUGCUCCUGAAGGACCUUGCACAGAUGUCUCCACAUGGCCAGACAUAUGCUUUGGAGGCGUUCCACAGCGUCCUGAUAGACUUCGCCCCGAAGUCCCAGGCUUUCAGCCCAGAAGGCAUGCUUGCAAAGACUCGACUUGCAAUCCUCCAUUUCAACGAAAACUCAAACCGCUGCCAAGCCGUCACACGAGAGGGCAAGCCACGUUGGUCGGUCGUAACAUCAAAAGCACGAAAGGGCCACCACACAGCACGACCAGAGAUUACGGAUCCCACUUACAGUUUGAAUUCUAGAGUAUGUUGGAAAGCUCAUCAAGGAGGCAAUGGAGAGCAGCAAACAGUGGCGGUCCCUGGCUGCUGCAUCGAGGGCCAACACCGUCGUCUUCCCGGCACCGAUGACUGCAGCCUACACAAGGCCUCCAAAAGAGGAACUCGUGGCAGCACGAAUGUCCAGGUUCGGCCACAGUCCCCAGUAACGGCAUCAAAUCCCUGGUCGGGACUUCCAUGCUGCCGCAGGACGUACGGCGAAUGCAAGCAGACAGACCCAAGAGAAAACAGCCGAGCUGCAAAAUGGUUCACCAUUUUCCAUUAGGACACCCUGACCGACAGGCCUAAUCAAGCUGGUCAUGGCAUGCCUAUCUCAAAAGAGGGCAAGGAACUUUAGCCGGUGGCGAUGUCGGACUCACAGAAAAGUCACCAAACAGCGAGACUCAAGGCUACAGCUCAACUUGCGGUGAGGACGACACUAACUUCAGUGUGAACGCCCAUCUAGCCCAACUUGGAAUGUCUAGGAAUGUAAUUAUGCAAGUCUGAAUUUUCACUGUUGGCUGGAAAGUCUGUCAACGAGGUGGACAGCAGCAGGAAGCAAAGACCUGGUUCUAUCUUUCAUGCUGCCAGUGAACGUACGGCGAAUGCAAGCAGACAGACCCAAGAGAAAACAGCCGAGCUGCAAAAUAGAUCAUUGUUUUCCGUUAGGACACCCUGACCGACAGGCCACGAUCAAGCGUAAUGGAGAGAUGCAAGCAUUGGCACCUGCCCUCUCAAGCCGGAUUUUUCAAGCCCAGCAUGGUGCACCUCUAUUGUUGGCACAUCAGUGCCAACAGUAGAGGCAUUAGGAGAUGAGGACAGGCCAGUGCUAUAAUUCUUCCCAGUCCAUUAGCUGUAAUUAGGGUUCUGCGUUCUCAGAUAAACCUGAUAAACUCCAAAAAACACUAGCCGUUAAAAUUUUGCUGAUUCAGAUUCAUUUGAAAAACUCAAUUUUUCGGUCCCCCACCAGUCUUUAUAUUUCCCGGAAUCUUCGAACAAUUUUUGCAAUUCUCCUCUUAUUGCAGUGUCAACUUCCGUUGCCAUGUAGCCCCUUAUAAUAAAAAUGAGGUAGGCCCUCUACGACAGUAGAUGAAUACGGCGCUCUCAUAUGAAAAUACUGCUUUACUAAAUUCACAAAGUGCUGUUUUCUACCUUUCAUUUGCCUCAUCGAAAAUGCCGAAAGACUCCGAACUUUGCGUACAUAAAUGGAAGCUCCAAAUUGAUGGUUCAAAAAAACAAAGCAAAAAAAAACACCCUCUAAUUUUGCUAAAAAAAAAAAUUAAAUUCAAGAACGCAGGAUCCUAGCUAUAAUUUGUGCAAGCUUUCAAGAUCGAGGAAAUCGGUGACCGUAUUGUCAUAUUCAUUGUGGGCACACCACAAUGAAGGCGGAUCAAGUGCUAUUUUGAAUAGCAUGUAGUUCUGCACCAGAGAUCCCAUCCCCAGUUCACAAGCUUAGCCCAUCGCAGCAGUUUUAGAAAAUUAAGUAUUUUCGGAACCCAACCGACACUUUUCUGAAGACUGUAACACAAUGCCUUAUCCAUCUUUCUUUUCAUGUGCUGAUGAGCGGACAUGCUGUGGAGACUGCACCGAGGCGGGGCAGCCCGCCCGUGUUUCCAAUAAAUGGGGUUUUCAUCCAGGAGGUAGGCUGGUAAUGCAGCAAUAACAUAAGUGGGGUGGUUGCAUAUAACACUGGAAAUAUUAACAGAAGUUUUUUAUGGCAAUUUAAAAACAGUGCUGCAUUUUCCAGUCUACACCACGGUUUUCCCCCCGUCUGCAA